AUGCCAGAUUACCAAAUAGAUCCAAUAAUUAAUGAAAUACCGUUGAAAGAUGAUGAGAUCAUACUGGCAAUCGAGUCAUACGAGCGUAGCGUAUAUAUAGGCACUUCAAAAGGGAAUUUACUUCAAUUUUACAAGUUUGAGGAUGCACCAAACUAUAUGCUUAUUACGCAGCAACAGAUUGCAAAUACGUCAAAGGAGGUUACUAGAAUAGUUUGUCUUUCGGUGAUUCAGAAAUUGUUGGUAAUAUGCGACAACUCGAUUGAGGUUUUUACGUUGCCAGAGAUGGCGCCGUUUUCAACAGUCACCAAGCUCAAAGGUGUGCGAAACGUUAGUGUUAUGGAAGAUGGCGCUUCGAUAUUGGCAUUGAGGAGUUCCAUAGUGCAAGUUGUGCGAUUAGACGGUAAUCGGUGGAAAAUUAUAGGGGAGAUCAAGUUCUCAUUAGGUUUGAUAUCUACAUCGCCUUUAAACGAUAUGUUUUUGAUUGCUAAUGAAGAAUCUUAUUUUAUUCAAAAUAUUGCUCAUGAAAGCACACUCCCGCUUUUUGCUUACAAAUCUGGAACUGGCCAACACAAUGUGCCACCACAUAUCGAACUCUUUGACACUUUGGAAGCUAAAGAGUAUCUUUUAACGAUUCUGUCGGAUGAAAAUACAUCAAUGGCUGUGUUUAUCAACAGUAUUGGAGAUGUUACUAGAGGCACGUUAACAUGGGUCAAUCAUGGCUACCCCUGUGGCGGUGUAGCUGUCGAGUGGCCACAUGUCUUUGCGGUAUUCAAGGAUAUCCUUGUUUUGUCCUCUUUGGAAAGUCUAGAGAACAUUCUUGUUACAAGCUUGCAAGAGUCCAGAAAAUCGCAAGAAGUCAAAAGUGAUAGUAAUCAGCGAACGAAUGAGAAAACUACAGAUACAGCAGCAGCAGCAGCAUCAUCAUCAUCAGCAGUAACAACAGCACCGUCAGCAGAAGCACCACCAUCACCAAGGGCAAGUUUCCAUAUACAAAAAUCAAAAAUACAUUACAAUGAUUUGCUUGUGGAGGAGCUUGUUGGAACACCUGAAUCCAGCGACUGCGAGUUGCUUUUGUUCAGCGAAAGAAAUGUGUAUGCAUUGCAUAGAGAGAGUCCUGUAUUAUUAAUGCAUAAAGCAUUUCAAUCUGCAUUGAGCUCUGACAAUUUUGAUAAAGUGUUUCAAAUUGAAAACGACUCUGAUUAUGGGCAACACUUGUUGCUUCUUUCAUGCUUUUUGUCGGAAAAGGACCCAUUUGAUAUCUUAAAGAAACGAAAGGACAACCAAAAAUUGGUUAUCUCACCAAACUUGGCUGUUCGAUUACUUGGAGCUGACUGUCCUUAUGAAACAUAUCCCGGACUUGCAGAGGUUACUAAUAAUUGGGAUUUUUCAGAUGAUAACAUGUUGAAAAAGUAUUUAGAGCAAUUGACACCUUUGGAAGUAUCGCUAGAAGUGAGAAAACUCGUUUAUCGUUUAUGCUCGCAUGAUAGUAUUGACAAAUUUGUUGACAAAGAUAGUUGGACAAAUUCAGCAUAUGAUAAAGAAAUUAUAGAGGAUUUGGUUCAUCGACUGGAGGUGUUACUAGCUUCAAAAGCAUAUGGUUUGAUGCCAAAUAAUUCAGAUACAACAAGGGGGUAUUACGACUUUCUAAUGAAACAUUUGGAACCAAAUCUUGUUGAUGAUGCUAUUGCGUUUCUUUCAAAGGGAUCACUUGGAGAGAAAGAGUAUACUGAUAUAAUUCUUACACUAAUAAAAUUGAACAAAGAGAAAAUAUACCUUUAUAUGAGAAAGUCUGAUAAAUACCUUGAAAUAAAUAGAAGGAUUCUUGCCGAACUUUCGGAUGACCUGAAAGGAGAGGUGGAUUUUGCUUUGAUUCAAAUUGAGUUGCUUGAAAGAUCAUGGUCAAGAGACAAUACCUUAUAUGAUGAAUUAUUUUUGACGAUUUGCAAUGCCUUAACUUUUUUGUAUGUCGAAAACAGUGCCGUUGAGCGAUAUUUCACAGAAGCUCGUGACAACUAUCAAAAGUUAAACUCUCUUGUUGUUGACAAGUGGCCAAAGAUUUUUUGGAUCGAUUACCUAGAGCUCGUACGGCAACCCGAGUUGACCUCCUUUAUCAGCUUAUACACAAAGUCAUUUGAAAUGGCUAUUCUGGGUCCAGUGAAACUACCUGACCAUCAACUUUUCCACUAUCACAAGAUAUACAAAGAAGCAAACCUACAACAGUUGCUAGAAUUUGGGGAUUUCUCGACUGCCGAGAAACUUGUACUGGGACAAAUGGUGAGACCGCAGAAGGUGCAUUACUCUCAGCUAAUACCACAAGUGGAAAGCAAAAGAGAUGAAGAAAGUCUUUUGCAGAUUUUCAAGUACUACCUAAAGAUGUAUCUGGAAGGACAACCUGUUGAGCCUGCAAUUCAGCAUUUUACAGAAACCUACGAGACAUACCUCCCAACACUUCAACUAAUCAAACUACUACCAGACUCGAUUCCAUUAGCAUUUUUAACAACGUUUCUCAAAAACGCCUUGCAAAGAUUAAAGUCCAACGGGCGAGAAAAAUUAUUAAUCAAGGGUAUACUAAAAUCUGAAGCUUCACAAAAUAAGCAUCUAAUAAACGACUUUUCAUAG
Lodderomyces oxycetoniae is the source of this 2619-nucleotide messenger RNA. Its product is annotated as CORVET complex subunit. The record is from RefSeq and is a predicted model, not a curated record. Gene Ontology annotation, cellular component: fungal-type vacuole membrane; cytoplasm. NCBI's taxonomy places the organism in Eukaryota, Fungi, Ascomycota, Pichiomycetes, Serinales, Debaryomycetaceae. The transcript has a single exon. Bases 1 to 2619 code for a protein of 872 amino acids. Gene Ontology annotation, biological process: endosomal vesicle fusion; vesicle-mediated transport; autophagy.